GCAUGCUUGACGAAACUUUUUUUUUUCUCCUCCUGCAUGUAAAUCCUCCACAAAGGAGCUGAAGUUCAAAUAAGGCUGCUUUAACCUUGCAAGAAAUGAUGGAUUCGAAACUUUAGGGCUGCUAUGCUGGGGGUCGCCGUUUCACCCAAAGUGAACUAGCAGCAGCCUGCUGUCCCCGUGGGCCUGGAGCGGGGAAGGCAUGGUUGAUGCCCGGCAACCAAGUGGUUUACCCUUUUGCAAACGCAAACGAUUUGACUAAAGAGAAUUGAGCUUUUUGUUUCAACUUAAUCCGACUCUCCAUGCACUCCCUGAGUACCGAAUCCAAUGUCUGAAACUUAGUCGCCGUCGAGCGCAGGUGAAGGUCCCUGUGGAGUCAACAGUUUGAUGCGGCGUUCAAGGGAGAGGUCAUGCUGAACAUGGAUGAUUCGUUCAGAUAACAUUUGAUCAAAGCACGUGAAAGCCAGAAGCAAGGAGCCAAUCGUAAAGGAACAGGGUUUUUAUAUUCUUCCUGCAGAAUCAGCCACUCAUAGGACCAUGCAGACGGUGAGAUUGACCUGCCUGGUCCUUAUUGCUGCAGUAGGGGUUGCUGCCCAGAGCAGCGACGAAGAGAAAGAACAGGAAUUCGUUUAUCUGAACCGGUACAAGAGAUCGAGUGACCCUCCUGAUAAAUGCACCUACACCUUCGUGGUUCCCCAGCAGAAAGUGACUGGGGCCAUCUGUGUCAAUUCCAAGGAACCCGAUGUCCUGCUGGAAAACAGGGUUCACAAGCAAGAAUUAGAAUUACUGAACAAUGAGCUCUUAAAGCAGAAGAGGCAAAUCGAGACCUUGCAGCAACUAGUGGAGGUCGACGGUGGAAUAGUCAACGAGGUGAAACUCCUGCGGAAGGAGAGCAGGAAUAUGAACUCCAGGGUGACGCAGCUCUACAUGCAGCUCUUACAUGAAAUUAUUCGGAAACGGGACAACGCUCUAGAGCUCUCCCAACUGGAGAAUAAGAUACUGAACCAGACCGCCGACGUGUUGCAGCUUGCAAACAGAUACAAGGAUCUAGAACAUAAGUAUCAACAUUUGGCUUCCUUAGCUAACAACCAGUCUGCCAUUAUAGCCCAGUUGGAAGAACACUGUCAGAGAAUGCCAACAGUCAGACCAAUACCUCCACCUCCACAACCACCAAACCGAGUCUACCAGCCUCCCACCUAUAACCGCAUUAUUAACCAAAUAUCUACCAAUGAAAUUCAGAGUGAUCAAAACCUAAAGGUGCUCCCACCUCCUCUGCCCACGAUGCCAACUGUUACCAGCAUUCCAACCUCAACUGAUAAACCAUCUGGGCCCUGGAGAGACUGUCUCCAGGCUUUAGAAGAUGGCCAUGAUACCAGCUCCAUAUACUUAGUGAAACCCGACAAUGCAAACCGGCUGAUGCAGGUGUGGUGCGACCAACGGCACGAUCCCGGUGGCUGGACGGUUAUUCAGAGACGACUAGAUGGAUCGGUCAACUUCUUCAGGAACUGGGAGACAUACAAGCAAGGAUUCGGAAACAUAGAUGGAGAGUAUUGGCUGGGGCUUGAGAAUAUCUAUUGGUUAACAAAUCAAGGCAACUACAAGUUGUUGGUAACAAUGGAAGAUUGGACUGGACGCAAAGUAUUUGCUGAAUAUGCUAGUUUCAGGCUGGAGCCAGAGAGUGAAUACUACAAGUUGAGACUGGGCCGCUACAAUGGCAAUGCGGGGGACUCGUUCACCUGGCACAAUGGGAAGCAGUUCACUACGCUGGACAGGGACCAUGACGUCUACGCAGGAAAUUGUGCUCACUACCAGAAAGGAGGGUGGUGGUACAACGCCUGUGCCCACUCAAACCUCAACGGAGUCUGGUACCGCGGCGGUCACUAUCGCAGUCGUUAUCAGGAUGGAGUGUACUGGGCUGAAUUCCGAGGGGGCUCCUACUCCCUAAAGAAAGUGGUGAUGAUGAUCAGGCCAAACCCAAAUACAUUUCAUUAAAAGAAUUUCACUCUUCUUCUACGACAAAACCCAACAGUAAAAAAAAAAGUCAGCAACAGCUGAACAAGACUUCCAGAAAACAUUGUUUCUGCAGCAAAGAAUGUAAGAUAUUUGAUGUUUACUAUUUACAAAUGAGGACUUGUAUGCUGUAUGAUAUUUUCAUGAACCAAUACAACAAAUAUCAACCUAAAUGAUGCGAUAUUUUGUUUAUAAUACCUUUCCGUGCCCCAUACAGUAAAUAAAACUUCCUAGUCUUGGAACAUAAGAAGAGGAAGGCUGUAGAUAACUUUUUAAAAAAUAAAUUAAGUCUAAAUACUAAAAACACAACACCUAAAUGAGUUAUAAUAUAUAAAUGUACAUACACACAAAUAUCAUUUAUGUACAUGCACGUGUGUUUAGAGACACACAUUUAAAUCUCAAAUCCUGGAGGAGCUCCAGAUUGUGCAGUUAUCUUAGAUUUGACCCAGGAAAUUGUAUCCUUUGAAAAAUGUACAGUAGGUGAUAGGCAUGCUGUAGGACAUUAAUGUAAUUGAAAUUAAUUUAAGUUCUGUUAUCUGUUGUCCCGAGAGUGAAUGGGCGUAGACAGCCAAAAAUUAACAGUGGCCUUCUUGUCACCUGAACCCCUCCCCGAAUUAGCACGGCUGCUUGCUAUUAGCAAUCAAGGUAUGUGCCGAGCUCCCAUUCCUAAACCUCUUCUGCCAGAUAUCCUUUCUGGCAUCUCACCGAGUUUCAGAAACCAACACUUCCAAUGACCGGCUCCUUCUCUGACCAAAAACCUGGAACUUCUUCAGAACACCUUCUCUUCCCCAAAUCCCUGCCUUCAGGAAGCACCCUUCUCUCCCCAGAAGGAUCUUCAUGCCCGAGGACUCCAAGAAGAUGGCAGAGGGGGGCACUGGGAGGCCACCACGCCGAGCACAGAGGUCAAAGGUUUCUGGUCCAGAAAGGAGAGUCACUGUUUUAAACUGAACAGUCAGUUCAGUCAGUUUAAUCACUUUUCUCCCAUAUCUUAGUCACCACAUAAUGUUAACCUCCAUAUAAACCUUAGCCUAAAUAGUCCAAAGUAUUUUUGUAUCUGAGCUAAGUCAUUACCUGCUGUGUGGCCAUUACAAACCAAAUAGGGCUACAAACCAAAAGGGCUAUCCACCUUUGCAGGCAAAUGAUGGGUACCAAUUGAGAAUAUAUUUUAAUAUCUUUUCCAACAAGGUAAAGUUUCUAAGAGAAACUAUUUGUAACCAAGACCAGUAGCCCACAGCACAAGUCACAUUAGUUACUUACAUACUGUUUGUCAACAUGUUAAUCAAAUUUUACUUAUCUGUACUUGUAGAAACUUGACCUUGUAAAUCUGUUCAGCUUAUGUGUGUGUGUACCAAGCUUAUUAUUGUAGGACAUGUGGCAAAACCAAAAAAAUCAAGUGAGGGCUGACAAUUAGCACAAGAAUACAGGAGAAAGAGACAGAUUCUUGGCAUGUCAGCAUAUUAUGUAGUACGUCUGUGAGAUUUUUAGUGGCAUAUUAUAUAAUGUACAAAUAUGUGCGUCUACCCUUUCUUCCCUUAUUACCUCAUUAUUUCUCAACCAGUGUAUGAUGUGCAUUAAACUGACGUCUGAUGUAGCAUGUGUUGUAUAUAAAAAGUAGUGUUUUUAAUAUAUUACCAGAUUACGCUUGUAACGAUACAUUCUGCAAUAAAAGCAACAAAUGCUAUUUUGAUGUA
Ornithorhynchus anatinus (platypus) is the source of this 3698-nucleotide messenger RNA. It is a transcript of the gene ANGPTL2, whose product is annotated as angiopoietin like 2. The record is from RefSeq and is a predicted model, not a curated record. The transcript has 5 exons. Bases 535 to 1989 code for a protein of 484 amino acids. Lineage: Eukaryota; Metazoa; Chordata; Mammalia; Monotremata; Ornithorhynchidae.